AAAAUUGGGCCAUAGGCGUGCGCUACAAGACGAUUAUUAUUCGUCUCAUUGGAAUACAAUAUUAUUAUACCCACAAUCAAUUGAUUUAGUUUCUCAAUUUACCUGCAGCACUUGCUGUGGUAUACCAAUUUCUGGAAAAUGGCUACCAUAUCUUUUGCUAAAAGUUUGGUUAACCCAGCUAUCAAGUUGCUGAUCAAACAGAACAACUGCUCUCACAUUCGAAGUGGUACCGGUUUCCAUGGCCUGACUCCAUUGAGUAUUAUUCUUAGACGUAAUUAUGCAGAAAAACAAGUGUUUGAGCGAACCAAACCCCAUUGCAAUGUUGGUACAAUUGGACAUGUUGACCAUGGAAAGACUACUCUGACAGCAGCAAUAACAAAAGUAUUAGCAGAUGCAAACUUAGCUCAGAAGAAGGGUUAUGCUGACAUAGACAAUGCACCAGAAGAGAAAGCUCGAGGUAUUACCAUUAAUGUUGCUCAUGUUGAAUACCAAACAGAAGCCAGACAUUAUGGACACACUGACUGCCCUGGACACGCUGACUACAUCAAAAACAUGAUCACAGGAACAGCACAAAUGGAUGGUGCUAUACUAGUAGUUGCAGCUACUGAUGGAGUCAUGCCACAAACAAGAGAGCAUCUGCUUCUAGCCAAACAGAUUGGUAUCCAACAUGUUGUUGUAUUCAUUAACAAAGUUGAUGCUGCUGACCAAGAGAUGGUAGAACUUGUUGAAAUGGAAAUCAGAGAGCUGAUGUCCGAGAUGGGCUAUGACGGUGACAAAAUACCUGUGAUCAAGGGAUCUGCAUUAUGUGCAUUGGAGGGUAAGAGCCCUGAAAUAGGUUCCGAUGCUAUUACCCAACUGCUGCAAGAAGUUGAUGCCUUCAUCCCAACCCCAGUUCGUGAAUUAGACAAGCCAUUCCUCCUACCGGUUGAGUCUGUACACUCUAUCCCUGGCCGUGGGACAGUUGUCACUGGCCGCUUGCAUAGAGGUGUUCUAAAGAAGGGAACGGAAUGUGAAAUUGUUGGACAUGGAAAAGUUAUGAAGACUACAGUCACUGGUGUUGAGAUGUUCCACAAAACUCUGGAUGAAGCCCAGGCUGGAGAUCAGCUUGGUGCUCUUGUCCGCUCCAUUAAACGUGAACAAAUCAAGCGUGGUAUGGUAAUGGCCAGACCUGGCACUGUUAAGGCCCAUGACAAUAUUGAAGCUGCCGUCUAUAUCUUGAGCAAAGAGGAAGGUGGCCGAUCCAAGCCCUUCACUUCAUUCAUUCAGUUGCAAAUGUUCUCAAUGACAUGGGAUUGUGCCUCUCAAGUUGUUAUUCCUGAUAAGGAAAUGGUCAUGCCUGGUGAAGAUGCUACACUGCGUUUACGUCUUAUGAAGCCAAUGGUGUGUGAAACAGGUCAAAGAUUCACAUUACGUUUGGGAGACUUAACUCUUGGUACGGGUGUUAUUACAAAAAUCAACAAUAACUUAUCUGAAGAAGAAAGGAUUAAGAUUUUGGAAGGCAAGAAGGCCAGAGAGAAGGCCGCGUCGAAGAAGUGAAGUUCUUAGUUAUAAAAUGUUAAGCUUAGGAAUGUAGUUCAAGUUAUUGUACGCAUUUAACGAUGUAAAGUUCAAUAAAUUAACAAAAUCUGC
Messenger RNA from Trichoplusia ni (cabbage looper), 1629 nucleotides. It is a transcript of the gene mEFTu1, whose product is annotated as elongation factor Tu. The record is from RefSeq and is a predicted model, not a curated record. Gene Ontology annotation, molecular function: GTP binding; translation elongation factor activity; GTPase activity. Bases 139 to 1536 code for a protein of 465 amino acids. Lineage: Eukaryota; Metazoa; Arthropoda; Insecta; Lepidoptera; Noctuidae. The transcript has 7 exons. Gene Ontology annotation, cellular component: mitochondrion. Gene Ontology annotation, biological process: mitochondrial translational elongation.